Cantharellus anzutake is the source of this 966-nucleotide messenger RNA. RefSeq lists its product as uncharacterized. The coding region runs from base 295 to 798 and encodes 167 amino acids. Gene Ontology annotation, molecular function: metallopeptidase activity. The transcript is spliced from 4 exons. The record is from RefSeq and is a predicted model, not a curated record. NCBI's taxonomy places the organism in Eukaryota, Fungi, Basidiomycota, Agaricomycetes, Cantharellales, Hydnaceae.
CGUGCAUCAUUUGAUUUCAGAAACAGAGGCUUUGGGACAUAUCACUACAGCGACCAUCAACGCAGAUUGAACCUCGACUACUUACGCAGCAUCUAGCUAUGCGUACCGCUUUGCGGGUCCUGUAAAUUAUGUCACCAAAAUACUGAUGGGUGGGUAUACCUUUGCAUGCGCCCUGUAACUCUCGCUUCAAUAGAAAUUCCUACGGAGAGUGUCUGCAAAGCAAGCAGGCCGUAAUUCGCACAGCGUGAGGAGCGAAUCAAUAUCUGUCACACACGUGAUUUCCUGCGCUCAUCAAUGUUGUCUCAGAGGGGUUAUGUUGGCUCACUGACAGGGGGAUUAUCCCUUACUCGAUGGCAUCGUCGUACUUCCCGGAAAUUGGAUCGGUCUUCUUCGCACCUUCCAGGGACCCGCACUGGAGUUGGCGACAUUGUGGAUGACACUCCACCUGAGUACACAUCUACAUCUGGGUGUCCCAUCGAGAAGGACACUUGCCCCGAAGAAAUCCAAAACUUCAUGGACUACUACCCAGACGGCAGUUGGAUGAUGCGAUUCACCGUUGGACAGAUCAAGCGCACUUUGCUUUGCUGUUUUUGGUUUUCUCGUCCUGCGGUUGGCCGGUGGUGCCAAAUUACCCACUUAAAUCCGGUGGUAGGUGAUCUGUUAAUGCAAUACAUAUAUCGCAGCAAAUGUGGGUAUGUGGAUCGCGACAAGACCGCAAAGGACUAUUCGUGUGGAUCGUGUUCAAGUGUGCGGUGCCGUGGGUUGGUCCCAGGAAGCCGAGGGCAGUCCCUAUGGUAACAUCGUUCGAUUCCUAUUUACAUAUUAUUUGCAAGUUGACACGUAUAAAUACUGUAAAUGAACUGAACCGAAAUACCCUGGUCGCCCAGCUUCCCCCCGUGCUUGUCCCUUUGCCCGACAUCGAGUAUCCGCCGCCGCCGGGUUGAGCUCAUAACAACAACCCAGAAG